CCAAUAUAUAAAUACAUUUCUUCGGGACUAGUUUGUAACACACACCCGAUGCAUCAUAUCUUAAAAGAUUAGCUACAACGUGCUAAGCAUAUCAACACUUCCUUUCCCUUUAUAUAUAACCUUAACCUACCAUUCAUCUUUUCUUCGUCCUGUUUCUUCGUUGCAAAUUCAGAGAAGAAGAUGGUGAGUGUUGAUGAGAUACGCAAGGCACAACGGGCAGAAGGCCCUGCCACUGUCUUGGCAAUUGGCACUGCAACUCCUCCAAACUGCGUGGAGCAGAGUACCUACCCUGAUUAUUAUUUCCGUAUCACAAACAGUGAGCACAAGAUUGAGCUCAAAGAAAAAUUUAAGCGCAUGUGCGAUAAGUCAAUGAUAAAGAAGCGAUAUAUGUAUUUGACAGAAGAGAUCCUGAAGGAGAAUCCAAGUAUAUGUGAGUAUAUGGCACCUUCAUUGGAUGCAAGGCAAGACAUGGUGGUUGUGGAAGUGCCAAAGCUAGGAAAAGAGGCAGCAGCAAAGGCCAUCAAGGAAUGGGGUCAACCCAAGUCCAAGAUUACUCACCUCAUCUUUUGCACCACAAGUGGUGUGGAUAUGCCUGGUGCUGACUACCAGCUCACAAAGCUCUUGGGUCUUCGACCAUAUGUGAAGCGUUACAUGAUGUACCAACAAGGUUGCUUUGCUGGUGGCACUGUCCUUCGUUUGGCCAAAGACUUGGCUGAAAAUAACAAAGGUGCUCGUGUGUUAGUUGUUUGUUCAGAGAUCACUGCAGUCACUUUCCGUGGCCCCAGUGACACUCAUCUUGAUAGCCUUGUGGGGCAAGCAUUGUUUGGAGAUGGUGCAGCUGCUGUUAUUGUUGGUUCAGACCCAUUACCUGAGGUUGAGAAGCCUCUGUUUGAACUUGUAUGGACUGCACAGACAAUUCUACCAGAUAGUGAAGGAGCAAUUGAUGGUCACCUUCGUGAAGUUGGAUUAACAUUCCAUCUCCUAAAGGAUGUUCCUGGGCUCAUCUCGAAGAACAUUGAGAAAGCUUUGGUUGAAGCAUUUCAACCAUUAGGUAUAUCUGAUUACAAUUCUAUCUUUUGGAUAGCACAUCCAGGUGGACCAGCAAUUCUAGACCAAGUUGAGGCUAAAUUAAGUUUGAAACCUCAAAAAAUGGAGGCAACUCGACAUGUGCUUAGUGAAUAUGGUAACAUGUCAAGUGCAUGUGUGUUAUUCAUAUUGGAUGAAAUGAGGAGGAAGUCCAAGGAAGAUGGACUUGCCACAACAGGUGAGGGGCUUGAAUGGGGUGUUCUCUUCGGUUUCGGACCUGGACUCACUGUUGAGACCGUUGUGCUCCGCAGUGUUGCAGUUUAAUUGCCUAAAUAUGCUAUACUACUGUCUAUGUUUUCUAACAAUAUUCAUAUGUUAUUUUAUACUCUCUUUUUUUUCUUUUUCUUUUUGGGAUUAAAUCUUCGCUUGCUUCGUUGA
Molecule: messenger RNA, 1464 nt
Organism: Gastrolobium bilobum
Lineage: Eukaryota; Viridiplantae; Streptophyta; Magnoliopsida; Fabales; Fabaceae
Product: chalcone synthase 1B
Exons: 2
Coding region: 181-1350 (389 amino acids)
Biological process (GO): polyketide biosynthetic process
Molecular function (GO): acyltransferase activity, transferring groups other than amino-acyl groups
Source: RefSeq, a predicted model, not a curated record